AUGGAAUUCAUUGAAGCAGUUGAGGAAAAGUACGAAACUGUUAUGGGUCGAUUAGAGGAAGUUUACAAGCACGAUAGGCCGAGGCUGUCUGUGCUGGCAAUCGAGAUCAUUGAAGCUGUUUUGUGUUUGGGAGACUUAGCUACACUUGUGCUCGAACUAUACGGUGAUUGUGUGGUGAAAUCGGAAUUACGAAACAAUCGCUUGGUGAUCCUGAAGAAAAUUCAACGGCUGGCGGAAAAGAAUGCGAAUUUGAAAGCACUGUUCAAGCGGCUGUACAAUCUCGAAUCCGGUGCUAACAAAAAAGAAUAA
Messenger RNA from Gongylonema pulchrum, 309 nucleotides. The record is from the annotation of a GenBank genome assembly. Lineage: Eukaryota; Metazoa; Nematoda; Chromadorea; Rhabditida; Gongylonematidae.